AUGGCUGCAACCGUUCUGAGCGGCAGCUGCAAGAAGGUUUCAACGAGACUGCCCAAGCUUCUCCACCAAUGCUCGCAAACAUCAUACAGGGCGACCUGGGCCUUCCCCAGUGCACCGAUCACGAUCAACAACAUCCUGGGGUUGGACUAUUGGAACAACCUGACCUAUGUACCGAUGAUGACUUCAGGGGCUGGUCGCUUGCUCGUUAGCGUCCAUGAGAUUCUCGAGCCGAAGAUGGCGUACAGCCGUCCAAGAGUCGAAGAGGAGGACUUUGAACUCUUCGUGUGA
Molecule: messenger RNA, 288 nt
Organism: Symbiodinium sp. CCMP2592
Lineage: Eukaryota; Dinophyceae; Suessiales; Symbiodiniaceae
Source: the annotation of a GenBank genome assembly